Mytilinidion resinicola is the source of this 697-nucleotide messenger RNA. RefSeq lists its product as uncharacterized. Bases 84 to 596 code for a protein of 170 amino acids. Lineage: Eukaryota; Fungi; Ascomycota; Dothideomycetes; Mytilinidiales; Mytilinidiaceae. The transcript is spliced from 3 exons. The record is from RefSeq and is a predicted model, not a curated record.
UCGUUAUCUAUUUUCUGUCGCGUCCCCCUUUAGACUUCAAUAAAACUGCGUUUAGCGCUGUAUUCUAGAUCAUUUCAGUCCUGAUGCAGCGCAUUCGUAUACCGUUACAGCAUCUAUGGCUCUUUCCAUUCAUAUCCGGUACAGCGUGGUUUGUGACGCUAGCCGUGCUGCUGAUUACCUGGUUCGCAGAAGGCAUGCCCAAGUACCCGUUGCAGAGUAACCCAUAUGUUGCUUUCAUAUCCGACAUCGCCGCCUUCACGUUGAAACCCUUCUUCCUCACGGGCGCCUCCAUCACGGGAAUAACCUAUAUCGCGACCGUAGUCCUCGUCCACUUCGCCCGCUACGACCACCGCGUCUACGGCAUCGCCGACGUGCGCUGGAAAAAAGCCCUCUCAAUCUUCGCCAUGGUGUGCGGCAUCAUCGCUGGUCUCGGACUCGUCCUCCUCGGCAUCAUGGACACGGCCCGCUACCGCAUCGCGCACCAAUAUCUCCUCCUCGCCUGCCUCCUCGGCAUCGCAGGCAGCGCGGUGAGCACGACAGUGGUGUACUGGGAUCAGGUGUGGAAGCCGAGUCCGUUUCGGAAUUUGCGGGUUUAGUACGUCUACCUAUCCCAUCGAACCCUAUCUCUCUCCCCUCUCACAUUUCCCAGCGCAGCCAUCAGCGCAGCCACCGUCCUCGCCGACUUCGCUCUCGCCGU